AUGUCAUCUGUUGACCCAGCAAUAGAAAAAUUAAAUGAAGCCACGUCUUUAGUUGUUUUGAUACUCUCAACAAUAAGUAUCAUUACAGGCGGUAUUGGCCUUGUAUUCAAUAUUUUAGUAUUUACUCGAGCGCCAAUGCGUCGUGAACCCUGUGCAGUUUAUUUUCUUUGGUCAACACUGUUUAGUUUAAUUUAUAUUCUUAUUCUACAACCAGUACGUCUUUUAGCAGUGAGUUUUGCCAUUGACCAAGCGAAUUACAAUCUUGCAAUAUGUAAAAUUGAGUUCUACAUUUUCUAUAUAUCGCGUUCAUCAUCAUCGUGGUUGAUUAUAUUAGCGUGUAUCGAUCGAUACCUUCACAGUUCAACAAACGUCCAUAGACGUCGAUUGAGUUCGAUAAAAGUGACAAAAUUAUCAAUUAGUGUAACGAUAAUUAUCAUGUUUUUAGUGCAUGUCCACAUGCUUGUCUAUUAUGAAAUAAGUUUCUCAUCUGAUCAAUACGGAAAUAUCACUCCGGCAUGUUUCGGAAGAAAGGGAACUUAUCGAACAUUUAUCGGAUUUUGGAAUUUAAUAUUCUAUUCAUUCUGUCCAUCGAUCCUAAUGCUCUUUUUCGGUCUUUUGACUUUACAUAAUCUUCGGCAGCAUCGUCUGAUUAUUCCAAACAGAAAUGAACCAGCAGUACGGAUGCGACGAACUGAUCAGCAACUACUACGAAUGUUAAUCGCACAAGUUUUGAUCAUUUUUAUAUUUACAUUACCAAUAUCGAUCCUUCAGCUUUAUCAAUCAUUAACGUCGUCAACGGUGAAAAGUACAUAUCGAAUUGCACAGGAGAAUUUAGCGGGACGACUAACAAGUGUUCUGACAUAUUAUGCACAUUCCAGUACUUUUUAUCUAUACACGUUGGCAGGAAGGAAUUUUCGAAGAGAAUUUUUCAAAAUCACCAGAAUUCUUCAUAUCAAUCGAAUUACAACAGCAGCCACAAGAGGUAGAACAACACAGUAG
Adineta ricciae is the source of this 999-nucleotide messenger RNA. The record is from the annotation of a GenBank genome assembly. Lineage: Eukaryota; Metazoa; Rotifera; Eurotatoria; Adinetida; Adinetidae.